Messenger RNA from Thrips palmi, 645 nucleotides. Its product is annotated as cuticle protein 16.5-like. The transcript has 2 exons. The record is from RefSeq and is a predicted model, not a curated record. Lineage: Eukaryota; Metazoa; Arthropoda; Insecta; Thysanoptera; Thripidae. Bases 40 to 627 code for a protein of 195 amino acids.
UCCUCCUGUUCGGCACUCCAGCGCAUCUCCAGCUCCACCAUGGCUCUCAAGGUCGCAGUUCUCCUAGCAGCGUGCCUGGCAGCAGCCCAGGGCGGCUACCUCCACGGCCUGGACCACGGCGCCUCCUACGCGCCCGCCUACAGCAGCUACAGCAGCGGCCUGGGCCUGGGGCUCGGCGGCUACAGCUCAUUGCACUCAUCACCCGUCAUCUCCAGCUACAGCAGCCCCCUGGUGCACAGCGCCCCCAUCAUCAAGGCAGCCCCUAUCAUCCACAGCGCCCCCAUCCUCAGGGCUGCCCCUAUCGUCCACAGCGCACCUGUCAUCAGGGUCGCCCCCAUCGUGCACAGCGCUCCCAUCAUCAGAGCCCUGCCCAGCUACAGCAGCUACGGCCACGGCUACAGCAGCUACAGCAGCCCUGUCGUCAGGGUCCUGCCUAGCUACAGCAGCUACAGCGCGCCCAUCGUCAGAGCCCUGCCCAGCUACAGCAGCUACGGCCACGGCUACAGUAGCUACAGCAGCCCCGUCAUCAGGGCCCUGCCCAGCUACAGCAGCUACAGUGAGCCCCUGCUGCACAGCGAGCCACUCAUCCACAGCAGCCCCAUCCUUCGUGCCUCCUCAGUCUGGUAGCGGGGCGAACCCAGGCAC